This is a messenger RNA of Hyalella azteca, 1230 nucleotides long. RefSeq names its product procathepsin L. Lineage: Eukaryota; Metazoa; Arthropoda; Malacostraca; Amphipoda; Hyalellidae. Gene Ontology annotation, cellular component: lysosome. The transcript has 5 exons. Gene Ontology annotation, biological process: immune response. The coding region runs from base 119 to 1177 and encodes 352 amino acids. Gene Ontology annotation, molecular function: cysteine-type endopeptidase activity. The record is from RefSeq and is a predicted model, not a curated record.
UGUCCUUCGGGUCUCAGGAGUUGUACUGAUUCGUUUCGAUCUUAUUGAAAUUCUUCACAAACAUAUUACUUUAGUUGAGUCAGUCCUAACUGUGAUACGCACUUCAAUAUCGUGCGUAAUGUUGUCUACGGGACUCUCGAGAAAAAACUUAUUCCUGUUCUUGACGCUGCUGUCUCAGUCGCACGUCUGCAGGCCAUCUCAUGGGUACGCUGCACGAAACAACCACCUGUGGAAUUCAUUCAAAGUUCGCUUCAACAAAACCUAUGAUUCCCUUCAAGAUCAAGUGAGGGAGUCCGUCUUCAUGCGAAACAUGAGGCGAAUUACUCUGCACCGCUCGAGGUACAGGGCUCAACUCGAAAGUUUUGAUGUCGACAUGAAUUAUUUCACAGAUUGGCUACAAUCGGAGAGGAUUCAGAUGCUCGGCAUCAAGAGAUCAGAGCGUUUGCCAGAGGACACUUGGACCGACUAUAAUAUUCCGUCUGAAGCGCCUACGUCUCUUAUCAACGUCAGUAUCCCUGAUACGCUUGACUGGCGUCAAAGAGGAGCUGUCACCCGCGUCAAAAAUCAGGGCAAAUGUGGCUCGUGUUGGGCCUUUGCAACCGUAGGAGCCGUAGAGAGUCACCAUUUCCUGCGCUCAGAGCAGCUCGUGGAGCUGUCGGAGCAGAACCUCUUGGACUGCGACCGAACGGACGCCGCGUGUCACGGCGGCGACGUCUUCAGGGCGUACCGCUUCAUGACGCGGCAGGGCGGCGUGGACACCGCGCUCUCGUAUCCUUAUCAUUUCUUCCCUGAGCGCUGUCACUUCAGCCCGCAAGCGGUGGGGGCCAGAGUGCUGGGCUUCAGGCAAUUGCCUUCAGCAGACGAGGUCCUCCUGAAGGCGGUCGUCGCCACCAGAGGGCCUGUGACUGCCGUCAUGGACGCCACCAUUGAUCUUUUUGCGUACAAGAGAGGUGUCUUGUCGGUUAAGAAUUGCAGCAACACCACAGCCAAUCACGGAGUGAUCAUCAUUGGCUACGGCACCGAGGCCGGAAUGGAAUAUUGGCUCGUCAAGAAUUCCUGGAGCGCCAAGUGGGGCGAUGAAGGAUAUUUUAAAAUUCAGCGCAACGUCAACAUGUGUGGAAUAGCCACCAAUGUAACGUACCCGAUUGUUGGUGACGUUGAUAUUGACGAGAGUUGAGUACAAGAUUGUUGGUGACGUUGAUAUUGACGAGAGUUUAGUACAAGAUUGUU